Molecule: messenger RNA, 4170 nt
Organism: Calliphora vicina (urban bluebottle blowfly)
Lineage: Eukaryota; Metazoa; Arthropoda; Insecta; Diptera; Calliphoridae
Gene: IleRS
Product: Isoleucyl-tRNA synthetase
Exons: 6
Coding region: 127-3822 (1231 amino acids)
Biological process (GO): isoleucyl-tRNA aminoacylation
Molecular function (GO): ATP binding; aminoacyl-tRNA deacylase activity; isoleucine-tRNA ligase activity
Source: RefSeq, a predicted model, not a curated record
CUCAUUCUUUCGUUCUCUUUUCUUUGUGCAGUUUAUCGGAAUUUGUGCACGUUGCUGUUUUUUCAGUCGGUGGAUUUACUAUUAAUUUUUGCAAUAAUAAUAAAGUUAAAAGAAUUGUGCUAAAAAAUGGUGGCUGGCAAAAGCGGCUCCGCUGACAAAGUGACAAGGGAAGAUGUGUGUCGUAUACCAGAGACAAUAUCAUUUCCCGGCGAAGAACAACAUGUGCUGAACGAAUGGAAAGAUAAAAAAAUUUUCGAAAAGUGUAUGCAGCUAUCGAAAGGAAAACCAAAGUACACCUUUUAUGAUGGGCCUCCUUUUGCUACUGGUCUACCUCAUUAUGGUCAUAUUUUGGCCGGUACCAUUAAAGAUAUUGUAACACGCUACGCCUAUCAACAGGGCUACCACGUGGAUCGUCGUUUUGGUUGGGAUUGUCAUGGUCUCCCCGUUGAAUUUGAAAUCGACAAACUCUUAAACAUACGUGGUCCUGAAGAUGUAGCCAAAAUGGGUAUUGCUGCCUACAAUGCUGAAUGCCGCAAAAUUGUUAUGCGUUAUGCCAACGAGUGGGAGAAUAUUGUAACACGCAUGGGCAGAUGGAUCGACUUCAAAAAUGAUUACAAGACUUUAUAUCCCUGGUAUAUGGAGUCUAUUUGGUGGGUAUUCAAACAAAUCUUCGACAAGGGUCUAGUGUAUCAAGGCGUUAAGGUUAUGCCUUAUUCUACGGCCUGUACCACGGCGUUGUCAAAUUUUGAAUCUGGUCAAAAUUAUAAAGAAGUUGUUGAUCCUUGUGUUGUUGUGGCUUUGGAAGCUAUUGGCAAUGAUAAUACAUACUUCUUGGUGUGGACAACUACUCCUUGGACAUUGCCUUCAAAUUUUGCCUGUUGCGUUAAUGCAAAUAUGAUUUAUGUCAAGGUUAACGAUGUCAAAACAGGCCGCUUUUAUAUACUCGCCGAAUGCCGUUUAAGUUACGUGUACAAAAACGAAAGCGAAUAUCAAAUUAUCGAAAAGUUUGCUGGCAAAACUUUAGGUGGUGCUCAUUACAAACCUGUAUUCCCCUACUUCGAAAAGCGUGGUCAAGAGGUUAGAGCAUUCCGUGUCUUGGUCGAUGAUUAUGUUACAGAAGAUUCUGGUACCGGUAUUGUUCACAAUGCCCCUUACUUUGGUGAAGACGAUUACCGUGUGUGUUUACAAGCUGGCUUGAUAACGAAAUCCAGUGCAGUUAUUUGUCCUUUAGAUGAUGCUGGUCGUUUUACCGAUGAAGUUACAGAUUUCAAGGGUCUCUAUGUCAAGGAUGCCGAUAAGCAAAUCAUUGCUCAUUUGAAAAAUAAUGGUCAUUUAGUAUCAGCCGGCCAAGUAAAGCAUAGUUAUCCCUUCUGUUGGCGUUCAGAUACCCCCUUAAUUUAUAAGGCUGUACCCUCUUGGUUUGUGAGAGUAGAACACAUGUCGAAGAACCUUUUGGCUUGCAGUUCUCAAACAUAUUGGGUGCCUGAUUUCGUAAAAGAAAAACGUUUUGGUAAUUGGUUGAAGGAUGCCCGUGAUUGGGCUAUCAGCCGCAACCGUUAUUGGGGAACGCCCAUACCCAUCUGGAGAUCACCCAGUGGCGAUGAAAUGGUAUGUGUGGGUAGCAUUAAGGAGUUGGAACAAUUGUCGGGCCAACGCAUUACCGAUUUACAUCGUGAGACUGUGGAUGCCAUUGAAAUUCCCUCGGCCAUACCCGGCAACCCUCCAUUGCGUCGUAUUGCUCCUGUAUUCGAUUGUUGGUUCGAAUCUGGUAGCAUGCCUUUCGCCCAGCAACAUUUCCCCUUCGAAAACGAAAAAGACUUUAUGUCCAAUUUCCCAGCCGAUUUCAUUGCUGAGGGAAUUGAUCAGACACGCGGUUGGUUUUACACUUUGCUUGUCAUCUCUACAGCUCUCUUCAACAAGGCUCCAUUUAAGAAUCUGAUCGCCAAUGGUUUGGUCUUGGCUUCUGAUGGCCAGAAGAUGUCGAAACGUAAGAAGAAUUAUCCAGAUCCCUUGGAAGUUGUCAAUAAAUACGGUGCCGAUGCUUUGCGUUUAUAUUUGAUCAAUUCUCCUGUUGUACGUGCUGAAAACUUACGCUUUAAAGAAGAAGGUGUGCGUGAUAUUAUCAAAGACGUUUUCUUACCAUGGUACAAUGCUUAUCGUUUCCUCUUGCAAAAUAUUGUACGUUACGAAAAGGAAGACUUGCAAAAUAAGAGUCUCUACACUUAUGACAAGGAGCGUCACUUGAAGAACAUUGAAACUGCUUCUGUUGUUGAUAUUUGGAUUUUGUCAUUCAAAGAAUCUUUGUUGGAAUUCUUUGCUACCGAAAUGAAGGGUUACCGUUUGUACACCGUUGUGCCGAGACUAACGAAAUUCAUCGAUCAGCUAACUAAUUGGUAUGUUCGUCUAAACCGCCGACGCAUCAAGGGUGAACUGGGCAAGGAGCAGUGUAUACAAUCUUUGGAUACACUCUACGAUGUCCUCUAUACCAUGUCCAAAAUGAUGGCACCCUUCACACCAUUCUUGGCAGAAUAUAUUUUCAAACGUUUGGUAUUGUUCCAACCUAAGAAUGCCACUGAGAAUGCGGAAUCUGUGCACUAUCAAAUGAUGCCAACCUCAAAUCGCAAUUUUAUUAGAAGCGAUAUUGAGAAAUCGGUUGGUCUUAUGCAAGGAGUCGUGGAAUUGGGCCGUGUCAUGCGUGAUCGUCGUACACUGCCGGUUAAAUACCCGGUUUCGGAAAUCAUUGUCAUACACAAAGAUCCCAAGUGUUUAGAUGCUAUAAAGAGUUUGGAAGAUUUUAUUCUCAGCGAAUUGAAUGUGCGCAAAUUGACAUUGAGUUCGGAAAAAGAGAAAUAUGGUGUAACAUUGAGAGCUGAGCCCGACCACAAGACUUUGGGUCAACGUUUGAAGGGUAAUUUCAAAUCAGUUAUGGCUGCUAUUAAAGCCUUAAAGGAUGAAGAAAUUCAAAAGUAUUUGGCUCAAGGCUAUUUCGAAAUUGAAAAGCAGCGCAUUGAGUUGGAAGAAGUGCGUGUUAUUUAUUGCAUUUCGGGACAAGUUGGCUCAAACUUUGAGGCUCACAGUGAUAAUGAAGUAUUGGUACUCAUGGAUAUGACACCCAAUGAGGAGUUACUCGAAGAAGGUUUAGCCCGUGAAGUUAUCAAUCGUGUACAAAAACUCAAAAAGAAAGCUCAACUCAUACCUACCGAUCCAGUGUUGAUCUAUUACGAAUUGAAUGCUUCUGCUCAAAAGAAAAACGAAGCCGAUCAGAUACUUAAGGUUAUGAGCAACUAUCACACAAUGAUUAAAACCGCCGUUAAAUCAGAAUUUGGCAAAUAUAAUGCUGCACAGGCAGCCAAGAAACGUGUAAUUAUUAGUGAAUCUGUAGAUCUUAAGGGUAUUGAUCUUAAACUUACCAUCUGCUCAACGGAAGAGGUACAAUUGCCCGUUCUUAAGUGGGUUAAUGUUGCUUUAGCAUCAGAUCUAACGCCUCGUUUUGGUAGAUCCAACAAGGCAUCAUUGCUGCUGGAGAGCUCUGCCAACAAACAAUUGAUUAGCCUAGAGCAGUUGAAGCAAGAAAUUGAAAAUCUUUUUGGUGUUUAUGGCCUCAACUAUAAUAUUUAUUUGGUAAAUCAACAAAAAACCAAUGAACUUACUCAAAUUGAUAAUUCCCUCAAUGGCAAACUAUUAGUGGUUUCCCGUACCGCCGAUGAGGCUUGUAAAUUCCCUCAAGAUGCUGCAUCAAAUAUGCCCUAUUGCAAAUUUGUCAACAAAUCUGGAUCGACUGUAUUCACUGAAAAUCCCAUGGGAUUUUCUUUAGCUGCAUAAAGUCUCUAUAAAAUUUACUUUAAUCACAUUUUCAUGUAGUGGUUUCUUGUGUAGUUUAAUAUUUAUUUUUUUCUUUUUUUUUCAUUUUUAUUACUUAAUAUUUUCUUCUAUUAUAAAAUGAAGUUUGGCUUUACAAUUUUUAAGUAUACGUUCUCUUUUUUCAUCAUUUUCUUAUUUAUUUGAAGUUUUUUGCAUACUACUUAAUUUUUUUUUAUUUUUCAUUAAAUGAAUAAAUAUUAUUAUCUGAAUUGUAUUUUAAAAUAAUCUUAAAUAUUAAAUGAAUGUAUUGAAAAGUUCUUUAAAAAUAAUACUGCGAAAUAAAUAAAUGGUUUACAAGUUUUUAAUUAA